CCGGCCGCUGCUCCCAGAGCGAGCGGUCUCUAUGGCAACCAGCAGGCCCUGGCCCAGUUGCCAGGUUCCCAGCGGCCGUCUAGCCGGCCGCGCCUGCACAAAGACCGCGCGGUGACCGCGCAACACAGCGCAGCGCCGCGACCAGGUCAAGCCAGCCCCGCGGGAAUUGCCACCCCCGCCGCCGCUGCCCGGAAAGCAGUUCCGGCGGCCUCCGUGACGUACAGGCCGGGCGCGGCCUCGACCCUCGGGCCAUCUUGGCAGCGGAGGGAGCAGCGGAGCGACAGGUACAUACGCCACCCAGCCCAGGCCAGCCCAGGUGCCGCCUCCUUUGUUCACGCGCGGGUGGUCGCAUGGCACCGAUGGGCAGUGCCUGCAUCCGCAGCCCGAGCUCCGGCAGGUGCAUCCUGCAAAGUCUGGCAGGUCAGCGCAUCUCCUAAGGCCUGGGCAGGUCCAGCCUAUGCAUCCUCCAAGGGCUGAGCAGAUCCAGCUAGAGCAUCCUUCAGGGCCUGUGCAACUCCAGCCAGAGCUCCACACCUUGACCCUGCGAAGCUUGCAGAAAGGAACUGCGUCCAGGACAGGACCAGCGUCCUCAGGCUUGCUUCAGCAUCCAAGGCCUUUCGCUCUGGUUCUCCAGGUACCUGUGGCUUGACUUUGGCCGCCAGCAUGGUCCAACCUCGGACCUCCAAAACUGAAAGCCCAGCCUCUGCCCCUGGUGCCAGCGCUCAGAUGGAUGAUGUAGUUGACACCCUGACUUCCCUGCGCCUCACCAACUCCGCACUGAGGCGCGAGGCCUCCACACUGAGGGCAGAGAAGGCCAACCUCACCAACAUGCUGGAGAGUGUGAUGGCCGAGCUAACUCUGCUGCGCACCCGAGCGCGCAUCCCUGGCGCUCUGCAGAUUACACCACCUAUCUCUGCCAUCACCUCCAAUGGGACCCGACCCAUGACCACGCCACCCACUUCACUGCCUGAACCCUUCUCAGGAGACCCUGGACAGUUGGCAGGGUUCCUGAUGCAGAUGGACAGGUUCAUGAUCUUUCAAGCCUCCCGCUUCCCCGGUGAAGCCGAGAGAGUGGCCUUCCUGGUAUCCCGUCUGACUGGGGAGGCGGAGAAGUGGGCCAUCCCCCACAUGCAACCAGACAGCCCUUUGCGAAACAAUUACCAGGGGUUUCUGGCUGAGCUCCGCAGAACCUACAAGUCCCCGCUGAGGCACUCACGGCGAGCACAGAUCCGGAAGACAUCUGCGUCCAAUAGGGCCGUGCGAGAGCGGGAGCGGGAGCGCCAGAUGUUGUGUCGCCAACUGGCCGCAGCUGGCACAGGAUCCUGCCCGGUGCAUCCAGCCUCCAACGGGACCAAUCCUGCACCAGUCUUGCCCUCUCGUGGCCGGAACCUUUAAGGACUUGCCAUCACCCUGGUAGUUUGUGUCCACCCAGGUAGCUAGACUCCGUUGUUGAGGAGAGUUGUCAAUACAGUAGCUUUGCCCAGUUUGAGGCACCCUUCACACCUCUUUGGUCCUCGGGAGGCCAUCCUGUCAUCGGCAUUGGUCACCCACCCCACUGUGCGGUGUGUGUUUGUUUUGUUAGCGUUACCUGCGACUCAGUGCAUGCUCCCCCUUCUGUUGCUUGCAAUCCCAGCUUUUCCAGCAGUCACAACACAGCCCCUUGGGUGUGUGCCUGCCCAGGAACCAUUUAGUCUGACCACCCCUGCAAGCAGCUCGUGGAUACUCAGCUCCUGGAACACUUACUACAGACGCCUGAGAGUUCUCUUCCUGAGCAUUCCGGAUAGAAAGAAGCCAGCUCGGCCUGGCAGGUGGCUGAUGUAUACCUGAACCAGCCUGUCCAUAUCUGCAUCCCAGUGAUACUUUCCUCUGUUGGGGGGAGCCUGCAUCCCGGCGCACUCCACUGCUAUUACUGAAAAGUCUGUUUCCUUCAUAGACAUCCCGCCAGCCUCUCUUGUCCGUGGAAGACUCCUUCACACCUGCCCAUGCCUGCCAGUGCUCUGGCAUUAAGGAAAUCCAGCAUUCAUCUGCCAAGUUAGCUGUGGACCUGGGACCCUGGGCAGUUGUGUUAGGCUCAUGCCUCAGCUCUAACAGACUGAGGGGGACCCCGGGGACCCCAUUUGCUGCCUGGAUUUCCUGGGAAAGGCUCACGGGUGUCCGCUCAUUCCUGACCGUGUGGCUCCAUGCUGGGCCUUGUUACAGAUUCUUCCCCAUUCCACCCUGGUGCCAUGUGGCUUUCGCCUCAACCUUUCAGCCACCCACACCGUCUCUAGGGGUCCAAGGAACCCACACAACAUACCCUCUAUGUUCCUGGGCCUAACUUCUAGCCUUCGUCUGCGAACAGAAGACUGGCCAGGGACUCUGAGCAUCUUUAGUAGGGCGUUAUUGACUUCCUGAUGUCCCAGUCUGAAGAGUGAUGAGGAAUGGCCAACUGCUUCCGGUCUCAUGUGGAUGCACGUUCCAAUCUCGAGGAGCAGAGCCUCACAGGAGCAUGACCUCGCCAUCAGACUUAGACUCAGCCAAGCCUCUGGACCAUAACAUCAUCUGUCGUUUCAAUGCCAAAUGAACUGUGUUUACAUACCUACCUGGCCCCUUGGGGGACAUGGGUGCCUCUUCUGGAUUUUCCUGCCCUCCUCUGCAUGGUCUUGGCUUGACCAC
Messenger RNA from Mus pahari (shrew mouse), 2655 nucleotides. It is a transcript of the gene Rtl6, whose product is annotated as retrotransposon Gag like 6. Bases 664 to 1395 code for a protein of 243 amino acids. The record is from RefSeq and is a predicted model, not a curated record. NCBI's taxonomy places the organism in Eukaryota, Metazoa, Chordata, Mammalia, Rodentia, Muridae. The transcript has a single exon.